CAAUAAGCAGGCCAAGGAUUUUAAAUUAAGAAUGCUAGUUGUAUACAAUUUUAGUAUAAAUACAAAAGAUUCAAAAACAAAAGUUGUCCAAGUUGUCCUAUCUGGCUUAUAUUUUUCUAAAAAAUACAGAACUGCCAUCGUGAACCAUGUGCAUCCUGACUGAUACGUGUCGCGACUACGCCAAGAGUGAUCCCAAGAAGUUCGUGCGAAUAGCCCAUCCGCUUUCGGUGAUUUUGGUGUUGGUGGGCACCGCCUUCUUCUUUUCCCUCCAAAUGUUUCACGUGGUGCCCAAUAUAUUUGGAGCGGAUACAUUUAUGCACAAACUUGGCUGGGUGGUGGGCACCUUUAUAACGUACAACAUCCUGGGCAACAUGCUAGCCUGCUAUAUCUCCAGCUCAUCGGUGGAGAGCUUGCCCAAGGACUGCCAAGUUCCGGUUCCAGAGGAGCAGCACCUGUGGCGUUACUGCGAAGCCUGUGAAAAGCUCAUGCCUCCAAGAUCCUGGCACUGUACACUGUGCAAGUGCUGCAUUUUGAAGAGGGAUCAUCACUGCAGCUUCACGGCCAAUUGCAUUGGACACAAUAACCAUCGAUAUUUCUUCUGGUUCACAUUCUACUUGACACUUGGCACCGGCUUGAGUCUGGCCACCUUAUUCAUUGAUGCGGUGAUGGAAUUCUGGCCUUUUAUGCCCUUAAAGUUUCUCUUAAUGGAGUACUUAUGGGAUUCUUCAGGAACAACAGUCCUAUGGUACAUUUACUGGCGCUACAUUAUCCUGCUUCUCAACGUUGUCGCCGGCCUGUUUCCCUUCCUCAUGCUGGUGCUUCAAAUAAGAAUUGUUAAAUCGAACACUACGUACUACAAGCUAUCCAGUCGGCUUUACAAUCUCGGUUUCCAGAAGAACUGCAAGAGUGUAAUGGGUCAGCGAGGCCUCUGGACUUUCUUGUCGCCCUGGUUGAAGAGUCCUUUGCCACACGAUGGAACCCAGUGGCCGAUUAGGCAAGCCGUCUGAUUUAAUAAAUAUUUCUGUAACUUUGUAUGCAAAAAUUACAAAUGUUUGUUUAAGGAUAAUUUGCUCUACUUGUCAUAGGUUUCAAAUAAAAUUUUAUUCUUUUCGCGCAACCUAAAA
This is a messenger RNA of Drosophila biarmipes, 1124 nucleotides long. RefSeq names its product probable palmitoyltransferase ZDHHC24. The transcript has a single exon. Gene Ontology annotation, molecular function: palmitoyltransferase activity. The record is from RefSeq and is a predicted model, not a curated record. NCBI's taxonomy places the organism in Eukaryota, Metazoa, Arthropoda, Insecta, Diptera, Drosophilidae. Bases 147 to 1007 code for a protein of 286 amino acids.